CACCGCGAAAACCCCUCGAGCCUUCCCGGAGAAGCCCGGCACCACACCCGCGGCGGAAAAUCUCGAUGAGCCUCCACAGAUAUCACAUCUUAAGACAGAAGUUUACUUUAUCUUGCGUAAUCGUGCCGUAAUCGUGCUAGAUCCCCGGUGCGCGGUGUUUGGAGCCACCUCUGAGGUGGUACAGUCCCGUUACGCGCAGUCGGUGCGUCCCGUUCACUGCCGCAGAUAGCGGACAACCAGAGUGACCAACAUGCUGGCAAAGUGCACUUUACCAUAAAACGGACUCUACAAUGGACUUAUACCGAGUGGCUCUUUCACUGGCAGCCUUGGUGUGCGUGUGCGAUGGCGUGCACGUCACAGUGCGGGAGAAGCAGCGGUUUGCGAUGCUCUUCCAGUCCGUGGUCCUCCCUUGUCAGUACCAAACGGCCUCCAUCCAGAACCCGGUGGUGCAGUGGUGGUACAAGUCCUACUGCCGAGACCGCACACGAGAGUCCUUCACCCUGCCCGAGAGUCUGGGCGUCCAAGCGUCCGAGCUGGGCCCAGCGUCCCACCUGGAGUGCUCCGACAACGGCCGCACAGUUCGGGUCGUGGCCUCGGCGCAGGGAGCCUCCAUGACGCUGGCCGAGCACUACAAAGGACGAGACAUCGCCAUCGUCAACAAAGCAGACCUGCGUAUCGGGGAGCUGCAGUGGGGGGACAGUGGAGUUUACUUCUGCAAAGUCAUCAUUGCUGAUGAUCUGGAGGGAAAGAACGAGGCCCAGCUGGAGUUACUGGUGCUCGGCAGGACAGGUCAGAAGGACGAUAUCCUACCUGAGUUUGAUGUGGAGAUUAUGCCAGAGUGGGUGUUUGUGGGAUCUGUGGUCCUGGGCAGCAUCUUGUUCCUGUUGUUGUUGGGGAUCUGCUGGUGCCAGUGUUGUCCCCACUCCUGCUGCUGCUACGUCAGCUGCUGCUGCUGUCCCGACACCUGCUGCUGUCCGCGACACCUAUACGAGGCAGGCAAGAUGGCUAAGAGUGGUCUGCCUGCUCAGGUUCCUGUGUAUCCCUACUACAUUCCCGGGCCUCCUACCGGUGUUCCUCUUGCCCCUUCAUCUCAUGCGGAGACAAAGGUCGCCUCUAUCCCUUCGAUGGAGAAUAACCUGGCCGGAGCCCGCAUUGGUUAUCGACUGAAAGCCAGUCCAGACCAGGACUCAAUGAAAGUUCUGUAUUACCUUGAGAAGGAGCUUGCUCAGUUUCCCUCUACGGAGACGGAUGCAUAUAAACCCAGUAGCUUCUCAGAGCUGAGCUCCCUACACGAUGGAGGGAACACAGACUUCAGGCACACCUAUCAGACGGUGCAGAUGAAGGCGCUCCCGCCCAUCGCGGACCUGGACGAUCAGUCGGUGCUGAGAGCAGCUCACCAUACACAGAGCCGCAGGCCCAGACGGAUCAGAGGCAACUACUCAGACGAUGAGCUCGACAGAAGGUGGAACCCGAACUCAGAGCACCUGCAGAGGAAGACGUUGGGCAGAAGAGGGCGCACCGGCUCCCUGGACGAGCUGGAGGAUUUCGCCCUGUCUUACGGCUCACGAGGUCGUCACGCUCCGCCUCCGUGCCGGGGCUACGAGCGGGACGACAGCCCUCCGAGGCGCUUCUGCAGGGACGAGGAUGACGGCUGGGUCCGCCGCAGCCCCUCCCCUUUGCCACAGAAGAGGAGGGACACGUGGGACAGUGAUCGUCCCUGUCGACCCCCGCAAGGCAAGGGAUACGAUGGCGCCUUCCUCAGCAGCGUGCUGGACAGAAAGACCAGGGGGCGGGGAAGGGACAGAGGGGCUUGCAGACCGGACGAGGACAGUGACACUCCCUCGAAAGGCAGCUCCAGAGGGAAGGCCAGCGAUAGUUACUACAGCCGGUCGCCCAGCAACCGUCCGGAGGAGGAGGACCCUCUGCCUCCGUACUCUGAGCGGGAGGCGGAGCGGCACCGCAGGGCGGACCCGACCAUAGACCGGCACCGCGCUGUAGAGCCCCACAGAUCAGAGCCGUACGCGACCGCUGACCCCGCCAUGAGGCCCUUCUGUUACACCCGCCCCCACCAGGGCGCGUCCCAUACACUGCAACAGGGGGGCCGAGAGGAGAGGGACAGGAGCCGAAACCUGAGCACUGCACUGAGCAGGGACUCUCUCAUAGUGUGACGAGCGCUGCCGGUCCGUGGAGUCCAGCUCGUCUGCAUGAGAAUAACUGCACCACAAAGACAGCAGUAGCGGAUCGAAUGUGAUGAAAAACAUAUGUGCGCUUUGUACAAUACGCUUUUGCUCGUGUGCAUGAAUUAUGUCUGGGUAUUUCUUUUUGUGUAGUUGACAGAUGAGUAUGUGUUUCUUUGAUUGAGUGCCAAGGUGUUUUUAUAUUUUCUAUUAUUUGCCAAUUCUGUUUAUCUGCAGUAUACCAGUCUUAUGUUUUCCUACACACUUCACACUUCUCACUCACUUAGUACAUUGCAACUCAGGUUCACUUUGUAUUUGUGUGUUUGUCUGUUGUUUAUAUUGUACUGUAUGAAAGUACUGUAUGGAAUGCCGUUUUAGUCAAAAUUAAAUAAAUGAAUAAAUACACGGUAAUGCAUAAUGACACUGCAUUUCAUGAUAAAUAAAUGAAUAAAUACUCGGUAAUGCAUAAUGACACUGCAUUUCAUAAUAAAUAAAUGAAUAAAUACACGGUAAUGCAAAAUAACACUGCAUUUUAUAAUAAAUAAAUGUAUAAAUACACGGUAAUGCAUAAUGACACGGUAAUACAUAAUGACACAGUAUUUCAUUUCACGUUCUUAUAUGCAAAUCAGGGGGCGUGGCUAUCUAUCACAUUCAGAACAGACAACAGAGCCUCAGCCGACACUUGAAUUUCCGUGCACGUUUAUGCUGACAUUUACGGUAUUGAGCAAGUAACCAGACCAAACUUUGAGAAAUGGUACCGUAAAUGUCAGCAUAAACGUGCACUAAAAUUCAAGUGUCGGCUGAGUUGACCGCAGUCUAGAGCUGCCGAUGUGGGAACCGCAAGCCCUAGUAUUUCCAAAAAACGAUCGAUUUGAUCCGCUAAUGCUAGCAUGCUAUCUCGGAGCCCACCGAUGUCUUCCAUUAUGUCAACACUCUCACGUCCCUUAGCCCAGGGGUUCUCAACUUGUCUGGCUCCGGGACCCACCUUUACCCCUUAAUGACAAGCGGCGACCCAAUUCGAUCAGGGGGGGGGGGGGGGUGCUUCCGCGUUCGCUAGCGGUGUCGACGGCACACGGCUCUGUCGUCUGUUCUGAAUGUGAUAGAUAGCCACGCCCCCUGAUUUGCAUAUAAGAACGUGAAAUGAAAUACUGUGUCAUUAUGUAUUACCGUGUCAUUAUGCAUUACCGUGUAUUUAUUCAUUUAUUUAUUAUGAAAUGCAGUGUCAUUAUGCAUUACCGUGUAUUUAUUCAUUUAUUUAUUAUGAAAUGCAGUGUCAUUAUGCAUUACCGUGUAUUUAUUCAUUUAUUUAAUUUUGACUAAAACGGCAUUCCAUAGUACUGUACCUUGAAUUUGAUCUGCAGAUUUUUUUUGCACUGCUUAAAUACUUUUUCAAUAAAGAAAACUUUA
Molecule: messenger RNA, 3584 nt
Organism: Pungitius pungitius (ninespine stickleback)
Lineage: Eukaryota; Metazoa; Chordata; Actinopteri; Perciformes; Gasterosteidae
Gene: ildr2b
Product: immunoglobulin-like domain containing receptor 2
Exons: 10
Coding region: 291-2168 (625 amino acids)
Biological process (GO): pancreas development
Cellular component (GO): membrane
Source: RefSeq, a predicted model, not a curated record